Molecule: messenger RNA, 1776 nt
Organism: Jatropha curcas
Lineage: Eukaryota; Viridiplantae; Streptophyta; Magnoliopsida; Malpighiales; Euphorbiaceae
Product: Transmembrane amino acid transporter family protein
Source: RefSeq, a predicted model, not a curated record
AUGGAGGAGAGACCAGAGACCGAGCUUAUAUCCAUUCCGGCGACUCCCCGUGCUUCCACGCCGGAGAUUUUAACUCCUUCAGGUCAAAGAUCGCCGAGGCCGCCUUCUAAGGAAGCGAAAUCUUCAAAUGCGUGGACUCCGACGUCCUUUAUAUCGCCGAGGUUCUUGAGCCCUAUAGGGACACCAAUGAAGAGGGUUUUGAUAAAUAUGAAAGGGUAUUUGGAGGAGGUGGGACAUCUCACCAAGCUUAACCCACAAGAUGCUUGGCUACCUAUCACUGAGUCUCGCAAUGGAAAUGCUCAUUACGCUGCGUUUCAUAAUCUGAAUGCUGGUGUUGGAUUUCAGGCCCUGGUCUUGCCUGUUGCUUUCGCUUUCCUUGGCUGGAGUUGGGGAAUAUUGUCCUUGACCAUAGCUUACUUCUGGCAACUUUAUACUUUAUGGAUUCUAGUUCAGCUACAUGAAGCAGUUCCUGGGAAGAGGUAUAACAGAUACGUGGAGCUUGCACAAGCAGCAUUUGGGGAAAGAUUAGGUGUUUGGCUUGCUCUCUUUCCAACUGUUUACUUGUCAGCUGGAACUGCGACAGCUUUGAUUCUUAUAGGAGGGGAGACCAUGAAACUCUUCUUCCAAAUAGUUUGUGGCCCUUUAUGUACUUCUAAUCCCCUAACAACAGUAGAGUGGUAUCUGGUAUUCACUUCUCUGUGCAUUGUAUUGUCCCAGCUCCCAAAUCUUAAUUCAAUCGCAGGACUUUCCCUUAUUGGUGCCAUAACAGCCAUAACUUAUUCCACCAUGGUGUGGGUGCUCUCUGUUAGUCAACAAAGGCCACCUUCUAUCUCCUACCAACCCCUUUCUUUGCCAUCCUUUGGUGCUUCCAUCUUUUCAGUAAUGAAUGCGCUUGGAAUUAUAGCCUUUGCGUUUAGAGGGCAUAAUCUAGCUCUGGAGAUUCAGGCAACAAUGCCAUCAACAUUUAAGCACCCAGCUCAUGUACCCAUGUGGAAAGGAGCCAAAGUUGCUUAUUUCUUCAUUGCCAUGUGCUUAUUCCCUGUUGCCAUCGGAGGCUUUUGGGCUUAUGGAAAUCUUAUGCCUUCCGGAGGAAUUCUCAAUGCUUUAUAUGGUUUCCACAGCCAUGAUAUUCCUCGAGGACUUCUAGCAUUGACUUUUCUGUUAGUUGUAUUCAAUUGCUUAAGCAGUUUCCAGAUAUAUUCAAUGCCUGUUUUUGACAGUUUUGAAGCUGGCUACACCAGCCGUACCAACCGCCCAUGCUCAAUCUGGGUUCGGUCAGGAUUUCGCGUUUUCUACGGAUUCAUAUCUUUCUUCAUAGGUGUCGCACUUCCUUUCCUAUCCAGUCUUGCUGGGCUAUUGGGAGGACUUACCUUGCCUGUCACAUUUGCAUACCCUUGCUUCAUGUGGGUUCUCAUUAAAAAACCUAUCAAGUACAGCUUUAAUUGGUAUUUCAACUGGAUCCUCGGUUGGUUGGGCAUUGCUUUUAGCUUGGCAUUUUCCAUUGGAGGCGUCUGGAGUAUGGUGAACAGUGGACUAAAGUUAAAAUUCUUCAAGCCGCCAAAUUAGAGAUUGGUUAGCAAUCUUCAGAAUUUUGUGGGUUUAUUAUUAUAUGCUGAUUUGCAGUUGCUGAGAACUCAAAACACUCCCUGUAUCCAUAUCUUUGGCGUUGUCUUAGUUCAAUACUAUAUAUAAUUGGUCUUCUUCAAGAAAUGUAAUUGGAGUUUGCUAUGGAGAUUUGUGGAGUUAAUCAUGAGCUUAUACAGCUGCAUUUUUGUC